UUCACAUUUUUGAGACCUCAGCGGUAAUAGUAAAUAUGUGGUUUCAAUUUAAUAUUACUUUUAUUUCGACUUCUGUUUUUGCGCCGUGUGUUUCGAUUGUUUAGCUCCCGUUGUUUGUAUCUAUUCGUUUUUUCCUGAAUUCAUUUUUUUUUCAGAAAUCAACUGUAGCUCAAUUGAAACCAGUCAAUGUGUACACAUUACCAGUUAUUCCAGUUUUAUUAACUCAGGGAAUAUUGUUUACAGUUCAGUCGGAAAUUGUUGGAAUUAUUUUUUUGUAAAAGAUCAAAACACAACGACGACUGGAUUUCAUUAUCUUCGCUUUUUAUUUAAAUGGUUGCAGAUCAUUUCAUCUGUGUCGCUGCCACGAUUUCAUCAUGGACAUGGGUAAUGGAUCAAAAGUUUUAAAAAUUUGUAAAUUACCGAAAAAUUUUCACUGCUUUAAAUAAUUUAUUCGUUUCGCUGUUGAGAUGUUACAUGCCUCAGUUUCAUUUAUUGGAUGAUUAUAACCUUCCAAGUUCAAUUCUAAACGUUGACUCUUUCUGAAAAAGAAAGGAAAGUUAUUUGUUUUUAUUUCAUUUUUUAUUAAGCUUCCUGUUUUAUUUGAUAAAUGAUAAGGAUGGUCAAUAAAGGUGACUUUGUGGUUUGAUAACCAAAUCAGUCUUAUUUCCAUUCCCUCCUCAACUUCUUCAUAUAUUUCACUUUACUCUUUGCACCUCUUAAGGACCACCUCUCUGGAUAUCGAUUUGGAAAAAACAAUCCACCCUCACUUCCGUGGCCUUUUGCGCCCACCCAUCUAACUGGAAUGAAAAUAAUAUUCUAAAGUACCCCCAGUAAGUUAUAACCUUACUAACUAGCCCUCUUGCAUUAUUCAUAUUAUUCAUCGUUUAAUCGAUAAAGUCAAGUUAGAAUAAUAUAGAAUAACAUUAUUAAAACGGCAGCAGCAAUUGAAUAAAGGGUUCACCAUUGCAGAUACUUACACUCGUAAAUCAAGGCAAAUCAUAUAAGGGUGAAGUGUCUUAUUUCUACAUUUUGUUAAUUCAGAAUUUGGCAUGUAUCAUUUUGAAUUUGGGUAAAUAUCACUACAAAAAAAGAACUGAAUGCUUCACUAGGUUUAAUUUGAUUUCCUAUUUUUGACUUCACUCGAGCAAAUCUGAAGAAAAUUUUGCCUUCCGAAUUGCCUCGUGUGUUUUCCCAGCCAGCUGUCAGGCAAUUUCCGUCCAACUUUGAAUCCAACUUGCAACAACCGACGUGCGUGAAAUUACAAUCUGAUCACUACAUCUAACUUUUCCUCAUUUUACCCAGAAUUUCCCUCAUAGUCUUUUUAAACCCUUGGACCGUUGCGAUACAAAGCAUUUAGAGAUAAACUUUUGAUGUUCGUAAAAUUUCAAAGUUUUGGUUAAUAUGAGACUAUUAGUAGUGUCUUUGAAAUGUGUGUUUUGAUUUAGAGCAGAUGCACUUUUUUAAUGGCUGAGUCCGAAGGGGGAAACUCAAUGUAUUAAUCAGCGACGCGUCUCUCCCGCAAUCCUGGAUCAAAGCUCCCCAAUUUUAUUGUUUUUUACUCCCCAUAAUUUAUUCACAAGUCUCCCUCAGUACUCAAAUUGCCUCGUGUGCAUUUACCUGGUGGAUACUGUUUCAACAUAACAGGUUCUACAAUUGCAAAUAAAUUCAGAAGUCUUAAGUUCAACUUGAAACUGCAAAAAAGCAAAGUUACCGUAGCUUUGAAAAAAGUAGCUUAUACUGUUACCUCUCUCCGUUAAUUCUCAAAUUGCGACUACUUGCACUUUUAUUCCGCCAGAGGUAAUACUACCUUCCUUUACGCGUAUCCGGCAAGUACUCUUGUGUUACUUCUGGGCUUUCCUGGCCAUUACUGGAUGCUAAUUAGACCAGAGUUGAUCUAGACCUUACCAGAUUAAUUAUAGCAUUCGUAUUUUCUCCAUCCUUCUUGGUGCUUAUACCAUUUUGGCUGCUUACCAUAACUCAAUUUUAAAACUAGCAUAUCUGCUAAAUUAUUAUUCUCAGCUGAACUCGGUUCGAAAUACAUUCAAUUAUUGUUGAAAAUUAACUCAUUAUAGUUCAAGCUUGUCUCUUUUCAAAAACCCUAAAAAUGGGGCUUACAAAUAUUUGCGGUGCAAUAUUUCGUUUUAAUACAAAGUGUACAGAAACAGAAUCAAGGCCUUAUUUCGUUCGACCUUCCGUAUUUGGCAGUUUUCUGGCUCUGUUUUUCUUGGUCCAGACUGUUCACUGCGAAAUUCGGGCUCAAAUUGAAGAAAACAACGCUGUGGGAUCAUGGGUAGCAUCUGUUAGCUCACUAUCUGUCAACUGCAAUGGAAAACUCAAAGUUAAAAUGAAUGAGGAGCUGGAGGUGGACAGAAAAGGCGACAUCAGAACCAGAGUCGAACUGGACCGAGAAUCGCUGGACUGCGUCGAAAAAGAAUCGCAAAACGGAAAAUGCGUCAUUUCAUCUUUAGUAUACUGCCCCAGUCCAUUUAAGUCCGAAAAUGUUUUGAUCGAAGUGCUGGACAAAAAUGACAAUCCUCCCUCGUUUAGUAAAAAAGAAGCGCAAUUUUCGAUGCCUGAAAAUACACCUCAAAACACGAUGUUUGCCUUAGAUGUAGCAAGCGACCCAGAUUCGACAGAAAAUGGCGUGAAAAGGUACUCUUUGGUUUGUGAAAACUGUGACGAAGACUCAGAGAACACUUUUCGUCUGGUAGAUGACGAAAGAAGAAGCACGGAUGGUGCCAUUCUGCCCAAAAUAGAACUGAGACAGCCACUGGACCACGAGGAGAAGACGCUUUACGUGUUCUCUAUAACCGCAUUCGACGCCGAUGACCAGUCUGACUCUUACACGUUGAAAAUAGACGUCACUGACAUCAAUGACAAUGCGCCUAUCUUUUCCCAGUCGACUCUGAAGUCGACUAUUCCGGAGGAUCAGCCAGUCGGAAGUGUGGUCGGAAGUGUCGAGGCACAUGACCUAGACAGUGGAAAGAAUGGAGAGAUAGAAUACGGGUUUUCGACCCAAGAAUCGCUUCCUGAAACAGUGCGCAGCUUCCAAAUCAACUCGACAACGGGUGAAAUAACCCUAGUUCAGAGUCUGAAAAACCAGGGCGGAAAAGACCACGAAGUUAUUAUAUACGCUAAGGAUAAAGCUGCCAGUCCUUUAAAAGACGAACUGACUUGGAAAUUCUCAAUUUUGGAGAAAAAUGAUUUUGUCCCGCAAAUAACUUUCACUUCAUUAGAAAACACCGAAGACUGUCAGAUUCCGGAAAAUAAUGAAAUCGGACAUGUUAUCGGUUACUUUGAAGUUGCCGACAAUGACGAAGGCGAGUUCGGACAAACCGAGUUCCGAAUGGUGAACGGAAGUAAUUUGUUCACUCUAAGCGAACAAAAUGGGUUCUAUUUCUUGGAGUCGCUAGUUCGUUUUAACCGCGAGGAGAUAGCUAGUUAUGUCAUAACUGUCCGUGCGUGGGAUUGUCGUGAUGCUCCUGCGUGCGACAGGCUUGAAACUAUAGAUCACAUGCUUUUCACGGUCUGCGACGACAAUGACAACCGACCUGUUUUUGAGCAGAAGGAAAUUAAAAUAACCCUGCAAGAAGAGGAACCCCCGGGAGUUUUGGCCCAGUUCCAGGCGUUUGACCGGGACGCCGGACUUAACGGGGAGGUCCUUUACUACAUACCUGAAGUCGACAUUUCAAGUUUCUUUAGCAUCAAUCAAAGCACUGGUGUUGUUUCAAGUGCUAAAUCUUUAGAUAGAGAACUAUUAACUGAUUUUGUUGAGGUUCCUGUGAUUGCUGAAGAUAAAGGACGGCCCGUGAGAAGGGAAACCGGGAAGCUUUUAAUCACUCUUAAAGAUAUAAACGAUAACGCACCGCGGUUUGUGAACCCUCCGCGGUUCCUGGAACUAUUUGAAAAUGCCAACCCGGGCGCAGUUAUUGGUACGAUCCAAGCUGUUGACGAUGAUAAAGCGAACGCUAAAAUUAUUUAUUCUUUGAGUGCAAACUCGUCAGAAAAUUUCGCAGUUGCAAAACAUAGCGGUCAUAUAACAGCCUUAACUAAAUUCGACUAUGAAAACGAAGAAACACGAGAGUUUACGGUGUGGGUUGUAGCGAGAGAAGAAACUGACGAAGCUUUAACAAACACGCUGCCUUUGAAAAUUGAAGUUAUCGAUAAAAACGAUAAUUAUCCAACGAUUGAUUCGAUCGAAGAAGUUGUCGAUAUACCAUGGGACGCGGAUGACGGAUACGAAGUCACCAGAAUCAUCGCUCACGAUAUCGACUCCCGAGAAAAUGGGCGACUUAACUUCGUGUUGCGAAAUGAGCGCGACCGGUUUGAUAUCAACCGGAAAACUGGGGUCAUUAUGGUCCGAGAGCGACCCAAUAUUUAUAAAGACAAAGACGCUACUUUUCAGGUUCAAGUUGAGAUCCAAGAUAGUGCCUCGCCUUACCCUCUGUCAAUUGACACAUCAAUAUACAUUACAUUCACUGGAAACGUGACUUUGUAUAAUCACACUGAAAUAAGCAGUAUCCGUUUCCCAAUGACUUGGAAUGACAUUGAGGGGCUCGUUGUUUACAUCGCUUUAGGAGCUGUUUUGUUCGUUAUUCUGAUCAUUUUAAUCUGGGUGACGCUAGUUUUUAAGUGCAGACGCAGUUCGUAUAAAGACCACAGAGUUCAAAUGAGGUCAACUUCGAAAUUCAUCAUGGAGCAAGACAUCCAGUACAACCAUUCCAAUUCCAGCAAGAGAGCCUCGGCUCAUUUUGGAUCCAACUUGAGAAGUCAAAAUGGAGGAGGAGGUUAUGGGCCUCCAGAUGGAAGUGUGGCUGUGUACCUUAGGGGUCCUAUGGGGGACGGGGAUAACCACCCGAAUAGCAGUAAAGAUGUCUCCCCCAACUCGGCGCUUAACGAUGACUCAGUCGUAUUUGCAAACGAGAUGAACACUUCAAGCUCAAUCCCUAAUAUUCACGAGAACCCCCUAGCAGUCGUCGCCUCCUCCCCCUCUUCAGGAAUCGGAGGACUCAACAGUUCUCAGUCUUCCUUCGAUACCUCCAACCACAAUUACUCAUCUUCUGGACCCCAUCAUCGCCCCAACCCCUCUGGCCCCGGGGCAGUUUCAUACGCACAGGUCCCCUCCCCCCUGCCUAAACUGAAGCUAGAAGGUCACGUGACGGUGGAGCAGCCUCCAUACCACAUGGGGAAUAAUGCGCCGACACCUCCUUAUGAUGGAAUCAUUACGUCACAAGAAUCAACGUUACCCUACAACUACCCAAUGACAGCUGUGAGUAGCAGUGCAGUAGGCAGACGCCCUUCUUCCUCCCACCCUUCACAGGCUCAGACUCCCUCCACAUACAGCAGCAACAGCCUCCUAAUGCACCCACCGGGGGGUUCGGGGGGAGGACGGAGACAGAUUUCAGAGCCAGUUGACACUUCAGCCCCAUUCCAGCAUCAUGGCCAGCCCAACGAACAGGUUUCCAGACGAAUGCACAGCGGAAGUCCGGAGCCAGCUGGGUCCGACUCGAGCAGUUUUGACUCUGGCAGGGGCAGCGAGGCACUGGUCGACCCGAUGGGUUACAACUCAGCCGGACAUCUGGCAACAAUUCGGGGUGCAAAGAGUCUUCCUAAUGGAAAAAAAUCCAGACAUGCGGCUCCGGCUCCCAUGUACGGCGACCACCGGGAAGAUGAUUGCUGGCAACCGCGUGUCCAGGAAAGUAGCACACUUCCCGGUAACAACAGACAACAUCAGCAACAACAGCAGUCGAACAACCCUGACAUUCCUACCAAGGGUGGUAUUUUGAUCACGCCUUCUCGGCAAAUCCUCCAGCCUCCAGCAUCGAAUCACGAGAAGUGGAAUCUCCCACGUGACGCUAAUUCCUUCAAACAGAACCAACCCGGAGGUAUGAACGGCAGCAACAGCUCGCCAGGUGCGAACACGAACUCCAAUGGGAAUAUAAACCGAAUUGGGCUCUCGGAACUCGAGCCGAUAGCCGAGAAUUUUGCGCUGGAACGAAUGCGAGGGGAUCCAAACUACAUUCCAGACGUCGUAAGGUCAUCCGCGGCUUCCAGUCAAACGGGACUCAGUCAUUCCGGAAGUAAUCAUUCGCUUCAUAAGAGUCAACAACAACAAACGCAGCAACAACAACAGCAAAACAACCCGACGGCUAGAACAACUGUACCCCCCAAACGAACUCCCCCCGCAAUACCCCUAGAAAACGAUUCGAGAACUGCAGUUGUUUAGUAUUCAAAAACAAAACCGAUUGCUUCUUCCUAAUUCAAAUCCAAUUUAAUCAGCUCAAUUCAGUGCAAAAUUUUUUAUCACUCAAACAUUUGCAAUUUUUAU
This is a messenger RNA of Symsagittifera roscoffensis, 6328 nucleotides long. Its product is annotated as protocadherin-20-like. Gene Ontology annotation, cellular component: plasma membrane. Gene Ontology annotation, biological process: homophilic cell-cell adhesion. The record is from RefSeq and is a predicted model, not a curated record. Gene Ontology annotation, molecular function: calcium ion binding. The transcript is spliced from 10 exons. NCBI's taxonomy places the organism in Eukaryota, Metazoa, Xenacoelomorpha, Acoela, Convolutidae. Bases 2105 to 6226 code for a protein of 1373 amino acids.